UCCAGCAUAGAAUUAAUCAGUAAAUAUUGAGUAAUGAAACUCCAUCAAAAACGACCCCGUACAAUACGCAUCAAGUAAAGUACCCAUUGGAUACAAAGAGGUCACAUGACCCAAUUCCCACCACCCAAUCACCAACCCCAUCAUCAUCCUCCAACAUCCAAGCAACAAAACCUACUACCUAAACAGCAACACCCAACCCAAGCCCGCUCAAGAUGCCAGCCGACGAAUACUCCGUCGGCGGGGGCGGAAAGCUCAAACUAAAAGGCUCUAAAGUAAGCGACGGCCGCAUAGAAAAGAAAAAGAAGAAAGCCAAGAAAAGCAAUCCGGAAACCAGCAGCAAGAAAGAAAGCGAGGAUGCUCCUCCGCCUGCGUCUACAUCCCAGGCAGCAGAUGAGAAGGAGAGCUCUACAUCUCUGCCUCAGCCGGAUGAAUCUGAUGUCGGGGUGGGUGUCGUAGCUGCUGGGAAGACGGAGGCGGAGAGGAAGCAUGAGGAGAUGAGGAAGAAGAGGUUACAAGAACGUCUCAAACGAGAAGGGGUUAAAACGCAUAAAGAGCGAGUGGAAGAGUUAAACAAAUAUCUCAGUCGACUGAGCGAACAUCACGACAUGCCGAAGAUUGGACCCGGUUAAGACACCUUUAUUAUUAGUACUAGUAUUAUUAGUUUUUUUUUUAUUUUUUUUAUUUUGUUCAUGCAUGUAUUCUGGGUAUUAUUGUUUGUCCAUUCUAUAUUAUAGGGUUGUAGAAUUUCCUCAUGCAAUCGUUGUCAUGCGCUUUAUUUUAUCUUAUUUUAUUUCUUUUUAUUUCGUGUCCCUGCUCUUUUCCCCUCCCUUCUUUUUGAAAACGUCUAUCACGCUGGAACUUGAGGGUGAAAAUCAUAUGACACCGCUACGUUCUAAAUUCUCGUUGGUCGGAGC
Aspergillus caelatus is the source of this 914-nucleotide messenger RNA. RefSeq names its product DUF1754 domain-containing protein. The record is from RefSeq and is a predicted model, not a curated record. The transcript has 3 exons. Bases 213 to 629 code for a protein of 138 amino acids. Gene Ontology annotation, cellular component: nucleolus. Lineage: Eukaryota; Fungi; Ascomycota; Eurotiomycetes; Eurotiales; Aspergillaceae.